Rubroshorea leprosula is the source of this 1355-nucleotide messenger RNA. The record is from the annotation of a GenBank genome assembly. NCBI's taxonomy places the organism in Eukaryota, Viridiplantae, Streptophyta, Magnoliopsida, Malvales, Dipterocarpaceae.
GAUCGCUCCGGUGGAGUCGUGGAGAUAAAAGACAAAAUGUCGAUCGAUACCUGUGGAUUGCUAAAAGCUCUCGAUCGUCACGAUGAGAAGAAGAGAGGGAGGGCUGGAGGGGUGCGUUAAAACCCUAGCUGGUUCGCUGUUACUCACGCACCGAUCUUUAGAGAGUCAUUAUGGAUCAUCCCAACCAAGAAGGCGAUCAAGAUGAGCAAUCUCCUGCGCUACUAGAUCAAGAUGGGCAAGAUUUUCUUGACGAGCUUGUAUCCCAGCUACUGGCAGAUGACGUCCCAGAUUCAUUUUGGGAUGAAGUAGGACAUGGUGCUCUAACAGCACCAGGAGCCCCUGACUUUGCUUAUAAUGAGAUUCAGACUCUGUCAAAUCAUGAUAAGGAGUUAAACGAGCAACAAUGUGACCAGUUGAUUGUGGAUACGCUUGAACUUCUACAGCCUUCAAUGAUGCUGUUAGGCCCACCUGAUGCAUCUUAUUCCAUGGAUGAAUUCAGUCCACUGCCUGCAUCCAGCACACAAUUGCCAGAGAAUCAGAUGCCAGCUGGAAUUCAGCCGUUGAUCCAGGAGCAAUUGGAUCCAGCUGCAGAGAAAGAACUGAAAAGGCGUGAGAGCAAAAGAGCAUGUGAUCGAGCAUACCGCCAAAGGAAAAAAGAAAAGGAACUGAAACUCAUAGAUGAAAAUGAGGUAAACGGUCGGCUACUGAAUGCACUUAGAGCUCAAAUACAAACACUGGGGGAUCAAUUGCAGAAGGCGCAACAGCAGGUGGAGAAAAACACCAAAGUUGAGGCUGAAAAAGAGUAUUGGAAGAAACAGUAUCUUCUGUUGAGUGAAAGUUCUAAAAAGAAUUCAAGGAAAGAGAAUCAGCUGCUUCCAAAAGUGAAGGCCAUGAGGAAACAAAUUUGUCUCUAUCAGAAAAACUUGGGAAAACUAUGGAUUAAGAAACGAAAGAAGAAACUGAAGAAACAGGUCAUGAUGGUGGAAAGUGCAGAAGAAACUAAAAAUGAUAAUUGAAUGUCUAGGUUGCUUGAUUUGGUUGGGCCUAUCAUUACCUUGAGGUUUCCAAUUUUAUUGGUUACGGAGAGACAUUCAAUUUGAGAAUCAUCUGAGAGGUGUUAUUGAGUUCGAUGUUUAGAUUGCAUGGUUUUCUGGAUAUGAUUUCGAGUCUUUGUGGAUUUUUAUUGUAUUGAGGAGUGGUUGAGUUCGAUAUUUAGACUAAAUGGUUUGCUGCAUAUGGUUUCAACUCUCUGUGGAUUGUUAUUUUAAUAAUAUGAGUGGAUGUUGAACUUUGAGAUAGAUGGUGAUGCUAUGAUUUUAAGGAUAUUGAGAAACUUAUAAAUGUUGUACAUUUAU